Molecule: messenger RNA, 1953 nt
Organism: Doryrhamphus excisus (bluestripe pipefish)
Lineage: Eukaryota; Metazoa; Chordata; Actinopteri; Syngnathiformes; Syngnathidae
Source: RefSeq, a predicted model, not a curated record
GCUCACACCCCGGAAGAGCUCGAACUGGAGUGGACAGAGUUCAGAGUAUAAUUCUUCUAACUCGCCUUGAUUAGAAAUAGUUAAUAACUACCGUACAAGUAUCAAAUAUUUCACAUUGAAAAGUGGAGUAUAUUGUUUCAAGAAAAACAUGGACGAUGUGACAGGAGCUCAGCUCAUCGCUGAGUCUCUUAAAAGUCAGAAAGUGGAGUACAUGUUUGGAAUUGUUGGCAUCCCAGUCAUUGAAGUAGCCAUGGCUGCUCAGGCUGCAGGGAUCAAAUAUGUGGGCAUGCGAAACGAACAAGCGGCAUGCUAUGCUGCAUCCGCCAUUGGAUACCUUACUGGGAGACCUGGUGCCUGCCUUGUGGUGUCUGGACCAGGACUCAUUCAUGCUCUUGGUGGGAUGGCCAACUCUAACAUAAACUGCUGGCCCGUUAUUGUUAUUGGGGGAUCCUCGGAUAGAAGCCAAGAGACAGCAGGUGCCUUUCAGGAGUUUCCUCAGGUGGAAGCGUGUCGUCUGUAUAGCAAAUUUUCUGCCAGGCCAAGCAGUCUGGAAGCAAUCCCUACAGUGAUCGAGAAGGCUGUUCGCACAAGCAUAUAUGGGCGUCCAGGUGCUUGUUACGUGGACAUUGCAGGAGACAUGGUGAAUGCCAAAGUGGACAGAAACAAAGUCAGAUUUGUACGCUGUUGUCUGCCUCCUCCCAUUUGUCUGGCCAACCACAAUGCAGUGACAGAAGCUAUAGCUGUUUUAAAGUCAGCCAAAAGACCUUUAGUCAUCAUUGGCAAAGGUGCAGCUUACGGCCGAGCAGAAGCCGCCCUGAGGGACUUUGUGGAAUUGAGCCGCCUGCCAUUCCUCCCCACACCCAUGGGCAAAGGUGUGCUGCCUGAUAAUCACCCCAAUUGCGUGGCGGCCGCCCGAUCGAGAGCUCUUCUCCAAGCGGAUGUUGUGCUCCUUCUUGGAGCCAGACUCAACUGGAUCCUUCAUUUCGGUCUGCCGCCUAGAUUUGACCCUCAUGUCAAGGUCAUCCAGGUUGACCUUUGUCAUGAGGAGAUGGGAAACAACGUGAGGCCUGCUGUCGCCCUCCUGGGGGACGUCAACGCCGUGGUCAAUCAGCUGAGGGAGUGUCUUUUUAAAGACGGCUGGAAGUAUCCCUCUGACACAGAGUGGUGGAGCACACUAAAGGAGAAAAUGGCCGCCAAUGCAAAAAUAUUGAAUGCAUUCGCUCUGCAGGCAACGUUGCCUAUGAACUACUACACCGUGUUCCACCACGUCUCGCAGCUGCUACCGCACGACUGCUUAAUUGUCAGCGAGGGCGCCAACACGAUGGACAUUGGACGCACCAUGUUGAAUAACUACUUACCUCGGCACAGGUUAGACGCUGGCACAUUCGGAACAAUGGGAGUGGGCCUCGGUUUCGCUAUUGCUGCAGCUACUUUGGAAAAGAGCCAGAAAAAAGGCAGAAGGAUCGUCUGUGUGGAAGGAGACAGUGCCUUUGGAUUUUCUGGCAUGGAGGUUGAAACCAUGUGCAGGUAUAGCCUACCUGUAGUGGUGAUCGUGGUGAAUAAUAACGGUAUAUACAGCGGCGUAGAUGCUGAAACGUGGAAAGAAAUGGCGACAAUGGGAGAUCUAACCAGCAUAGCCCCUCCGGUGACCCUCCUGCCCGAGGCGCGCUACGACCAAGUCAUGGAAGCUUUUGGCGGCCGGGGUUUCCUGGUGAGGACGGUGCAGGAGUUGCGGAGUGCCUUGCAGCUUAGCUUGAAUGACUGGGAGAGACCCAGUCUCAUCAACGUCCUCAUUGACCCUUCCUCAGACAGAAAGCAGCAGGAGUUCCCUUGGCUGACCCGUUCCAACUUGUAGACUGAAACCUUUUCACCAAACCAGUGGAAAGCGAAGAAUGUAAUAUUUUAUAAUUUAAAUGUAAAAAUAGGAUAUAAAUAGCACUAUAAUAAAACUAA